Messenger RNA from Oncorhynchus gorbuscha (pink salmon), 1302 nucleotides. RefSeq lists its product as uncharacterized. The transcript has 3 exons. Bases 265 to 1110 code for a protein of 281 amino acids. Lineage: Eukaryota; Metazoa; Chordata; Actinopteri; Salmoniformes; Salmonidae. The record is from RefSeq and is a predicted model, not a curated record.
CUUAUUUUGUCUUCCUUUCUUCUGUUAACUAGAUAUUUUUUGUUGUUAUUCUUUGUAAGCUAGCUAGCUUCUUCCAGGAGAGUCCCUAGCAACUGCUUAGCCAUGUGAGAUCUGUCUGUGCCUUUGUGGCUGACGAGGUACAGAGCUGCUUCCAGCUGCUUCCAGCCCCCUGCAGCCACCUUACCAGUCCUCCCUGUCGUCGCCGCAGCCAUCUCCACCGCACCUCCAGACAUCCGAGCAGAGGCAGACCCGGCUUCUUCCCACAUGGAGGUUGUGGACAUCACCGCUAACAUAGAGGCAGACCAGGCGUCUUCCCACUUGGAGGUUGUGGACAUCACCGCUAACAUAGAGGCAGACUCUGCUUCUUCCCACCUGGAGGUUGUGGACAUCACCGCUAACAUAGAGGCAGACCCUGCUUCUUCCCACCUGGAGGUUGUGGACAUCACCGCUAACAUAGAGGCAGACUCUGCUUCUUCCCACCUUGAGGUUGUGGACAUCACCCAUAACACACAGGCAGACACGGCAUCUUCCCACCUGGAGGUUGUGGACAUAACAUGUAAGACAGAGGCAGACCCGGCCUGUUCCCACCUGGAAGUUGCGGACAUCGGCCCUAAAACAGAGGCAGACAGAGCUUGUUCCCACUUGGAGGUUGUGGAAAUAACCCCUAAGACAGAGGCAGACCCGGCUAAUUCACACCUGGAGGUUCAGGACAUCACCCCAGAGACACAGCAAGAUCCAGCUUCUUCCCACCUUGAGGUUGCGAACAUCACCCGUAACAAAGAGGCAAAUCCGUCUUUUUUCCACCUGAAUGUUGUGGACAUCACCCCUAAGAGAGAGGCAGGGCCCAUCUCUUCCCUCUUGGAGGUUGUGGAUGUCACACCUGAAGAAAGGACGCUCAAGAUGGCCGUCUUCGCCACUUUGCCAACUGACAUCCAAGCAGAGGAUGUUGCUGUGAUCAUCCCAGAUGUCACCCCACACGUCACCAAGGAUGUGACACUGGAUGUUCCAUGCAAAGCAGCAUGCAAAGGGAAAGUCCGGCAAUUUAUUUUCAGGCUUUGGAGGGCAGUGUGCUGCUGCACCUGCCACAAGGAAGAGGAGGAACAAUAUUAGUUAUUCAUCAGACCUUCAGAAAAGGGAUUGAACCAUAGACCAUUAAAUUAUUCACAUUAUAAUUGGAUUCACUUUGCUUUUCUUCUGUUUACUACUUAAUUUCAGAACAUUUCUAUAAACUUUCUCUUUGCAAGUGUGGAGUAGGUUGUGUAAAUAAGUGGGAAACAUCCCAAUUGUCAUGCAGGUGAAUGA